This is a messenger RNA of Psammomys obesus (fat sand rat), 584 nucleotides long. RefSeq names its product butyrophilin subfamily 1 member A1-like. NCBI's taxonomy places the organism in Eukaryota, Metazoa, Chordata, Mammalia, Rodentia, Muridae. Gene Ontology annotation, biological process: regulation of cytokine production; T cell receptor signaling pathway. The record is from RefSeq and is a predicted model, not a curated record. Gene Ontology annotation, molecular function: signaling receptor binding. Gene Ontology annotation, cellular component: external side of plasma membrane. The transcript has 3 exons. The annotation marks the transcript as partial.
GGUCCGAAGCUUGCCUCCGACUCAGCCAGAGUGUAACUUCUCAGCCAUGGGAGAAGGUUGAGCCUGAAGUUCUCAGAGCCCGAGCGGUGCGUUAUGGAUGGCAGCAGGCUGAAGCUCCUGGCACACCCUGAUUUGUACCCUGCUGCUCAGGAAGAUGUAUGUGGCAGCUCUCCAAAAACCGCUGCUUGGGUAUCUCUUCACCCUCAUAGUCCUGCAGCUGCCCAAGAUGAAUGCAGGUCACUUUGAAGUCCUUGGACCCCUGGAGCCCAUCUUGGCCUCAGUGGGUGAAGAUGCACUGCUCCCUUGUCACCUCUCACCCAGUGUGAGUGCCGAGCACAUGGAGCUGCGCUGGUUCCGGAAUACAUUCUCGCCUGGGGUGAUGGUGUACCGUGAAGGCCAGGAGCUGCAGGAAGAGCAGAUGAUCGAGUAUCAAGGGCGGGUGACUCUAGUGCAGGACAACAUCACUUUGGGGCACGUUGCUCUGAAGAUACACCACAUCAGAGCGUUUGAUGAAGGGGUGUAUGGGUGCUUCUUCAGGGAUAAACAAGACCAAGGAGAAGCCUUCCUCAUUCUGAAUGUAGCUG